Molecule: messenger RNA, 6480 nt
Organism: Aureobasidium subglaciale EXF-2481
Lineage: Eukaryota; Fungi; Ascomycota; Dothideomycetes; Dothideales; Saccotheciaceae
Exons: 9
Coding region: 1-6480 (2159 amino acids)
Biological process (GO): vesicle transport along actin filament; protein phosphorylation; actin filament organization
Cellular component (GO): microvillus; actin cytoskeleton; cell tip
Molecular function (GO): microfilament motor activity; ATP binding; protein kinase activity
Source: RefSeq, a predicted model, not a curated record
AUGUCUGUUCACGCGGAUCCUCCGCCGCCUAUCGUCUCGGAACCACAUGGCAUCAAUUAUGCCACCUCGAAUCAAUUGGGCAAGGGCGGCUUUGCCAUCUGCUUCAAGGCCGAACGUCUCGAGCGCGACCAAUCGACCGGCCAUCUGGUCGCUCUGAAGAUUGUCAAGUCGAGGAUGGAGCCCGCGAAACUAGCACAAAAGUUCAUUACCGAAUUGCAAAUCCAUUCCAAGCUGUCCCAUCCUAACAUUGUAGCCUUUCACCGCGCCUUCUCUUUUGGCGAGAGCACCUAUGUCGUCCUCGAACUCUGCUCCAGCGGUUCGCUUGCCGACAUGCUGAAGCGUCGCAAAAACAUCACUAUGCCCGAAAUCCGUCGCUUUAUCAUUCAAGUCUCCGGAGCUGUCAAAUAUCUACACGCCCGCAACAUUGUACACCGCGACCUCAAAACCGGAAAUCUGUUUCUGGAUGAGAAGAUGAACAUCAAGGUUGGCGACUUUGGUCUCGCUGCCUUGCUUGUCAGUGGAAAAGAUAUGGACGCCAAGCGACGAACCACAAUGUGCGGCACUCCAAACUAUCUGGCCCCGGAGAUCCUGGAGAAGGGCAAGGGUCACAGUGAGAAGGUUGAUCUGUGGGCUAUCGGAAUCAUCGCAUACACUCUUGCCGUAGGAAGGGCUCCAUUCCACGCAUCAUCCAAGGAAGAAAUAUACAAGAAACUGAAAGCUGGCGAUUAUUCAUGGCCCGAAUUAUCCUCAAUCACGAACGAAAUUUCCGCAGACUUACGCGAUCUGGUUUCGUCUCUAUUAGUCUCGGAAGAACUGCGACCUUCUCCUGAUCAGAUUGUGUCUCAUCCUUUCUUCAAAAUCGCCUUCGUUCCUAGACAGAUGAGUCGCGCCCAAGUCAGCAAAGUUCCUUCAUGGCCCAAUGUGCAACCGCCGAGUCCAGAAGUGCUCGAGAGAGGCUACAGCGAAUCGUGGUGGUACGUCUGCAAGGAGUCUGGAGUUGGCGAGUAUGCACCAGGCAAGUGCUUCCAGCUCAACGCAGGCAAGAAAAUUCGAAGUAUUGUUAGGGACAUCGAGAGAGAGGUUGCCGCAGGUCGUCAACCAGUUAUUCCCAUUCCAUCAGACACGGUUUAUACGUCGCCAAAUUGCAACAGUAUUGAUGCCUUCCAGCCCAGGAACGCAUUGACAGGAAUUGCAGAGGAGCGCGAACCCGACACGAGGCAGCUCAAGGAAAUAUCCCAUAACGAAGUCCAGCCGGGAUCCAAGGAAAGCAGCGCAGACGAGACAAAGAAAAAGAAGGAUACUGAGCUCAUGCCACCUCCUCCGCGUAUCAGACGAGCCGGUCCUAUUCGAAAGACGCGCACGAUUACUGAUGAGAAGGAAGAAAGUGCUCCCGAGUCGACUCGUCAGUCAUCUCGACUGAACACACUCAGUCAAACUAACACUUUGAGUCAAACUGCAUUCAGUGGCACAAACUUCCUUCCAUCCUCCUCACAGCCUCAGAGUGGCGAGAUAAUCCCGACGUCGAAACGUAGCGUAGAUGCUAGUCUGGCACGACGUCCAAGGGCACCACGAAAGACUCCGUCCGAUCGCGACAUUCCAGCUCUCGCGGAUGCCAUACGUGAUGACUUGGAGAUUGCGCCGCCUAACACGUUCGCCAUCAGAAGCUCCCGAUCAAGAUCGAAACAACCAAGUCAGGAGAUUGUCGAAAUCUUCGACGAACAAGAAAACCUAGGAAGACCGGCUCUCCCACCGCCACCAGCCAUGACCGCAAAACUUCCUGUGCCACGGAGGAGAAACCUUGAUACAUCUUUGACUUUCCCCGGAUCUGACCCGACAGCAGUACUGGAGCGCCUCAAAGCAUUCCGCGACAAUUUAGCCUCAGCGAUAGAAAGAAAGCACCUGGCGCCUUCUCGACGAGUUCCGCAACAACCAUCGAGACCACUGCCAUUCGUUAGUCGAUGGGUGGAUUACAGCAAGAAACAUGGAGUUGGAUAUGUCCUUGACGAUGGGACCGUCGGAUGUGUCAUCAACGGGUCUGCUGCAAGUGGGACACCAGUGACCCAUGUGGCGGUCAAGAACGGAGAGCGUUGGCUCGCGCGUAUAGGAAAGCGCUUCGAGCAUUUAGAACGCGUGCCAUUCAGGAUGUUUGAAGACCAUGGAGCUGCUGGACUCGAAAGACUCAAUCUCGCCACGAGGGACGAGAAAACAAGAGAGCGGUUGCGAAUGCUGCGUGUCCUCUGGGUGAAGUUUGGAAGAUAUAUGAGCCAGACGCUCAACGGGACUGAGGCCGCAGACUGUGCGGAUGAAGCUCCAGAUGCAGAGUCAGAUCUGUUGUUUGUUCGAUUUUACCAAAGAUCGGGCAAUGUCGGCAUAUGGGGGUUCUCGGAUGGUUGCGUACAGCUUCACUUCCCGGAUCACACGAAAUUCGUUCUCUCCGCGGAUGGACUGCAUACUUCUGCAACACUUGUGCCUGUGGAAGGAGUACGCGCGAUUGAAGAGAAACACGACUUGCCAACCAAGCUCCUUAGAGACCGGCAAACUUUGGUGCAUUCAAUUCAUGCGUUGCUCUACGGGUCCCAGCCCGGACGUGGACAGAAGCUCUUUGCUGAAAUGGUCCAAGCCAACAUGGUAGAACAAAAAAUGCACCUGCUGCUCCGGAUACUCGAUCAGUGGAUUGAGGGAGGCGGGCUUGGCUGUACGGAUGUUGGGGAGCAACGUCUACAGUGGCAGGGUUCUUGGGUCAAUGAACACGCUCGCAAGAUUGACUGGGUGACGGUAGGCAGACUUGGAGGUGACGAGGCCGUCACCAAACGAGCCGGAAGGAAGAAGGAUGCUGCCGCCGCGCAACCUGGAGCUAGCGGCGGAAAGCCUCAGGUCAAGAAGGCGGCCUUCGAGUCGACAAAGAAGAAGGAAGUUGGAGUGUCGGAUCUCACGCUUAUCAGCAAGAUUUCCAACGAAGCCAUCAACGACAAUCUGAAGAAGCGAUUCGAGAAUGGCGAGAUCUACACGUAUAUUGGCCAUGUAUUGGUGUCGGUUAAUCCGUUCAAAGACCUUGGCAUCUACACAGACAAAGUGCUCGAUAGCUACAAGGGCAAGAACCGAUUAGAAGUCCCUCCCCACGUCUUCGCCAUCGCCGAAUCCUCAUACUACAACAUGAACGCCUACAAAGAGAACCAAUGUAUCAUCAUUUCUGGAGAGUCGGGUGCUGGAAAGACCGAGGCGGCCAAGCGUAUCAUGCAAUACAUCGCCAACGUGUCCGGUGGCAGCAACUCGUCCAUUCAAGAGACCAAAGACAUGGUGCUGGCUACAAAUCCUCUCCUCGAGUCUUUCGGCAAUGCGAAAACGCUUCGCAACAACAACUCUUCGAGAUUCGGAAAGUACCUGGAGAUACAAUUCAAUGCUCAGGGUGAGCCCGUUGGAGCCAACAUCACAAACUACCUCCUGGAGAAGUCAAGAGUUGUGGGGCAGAUCAUGAACGAGAGAAACUUCCACAUCUUUUACCAGUUCACAAAGGCUUGCUCCGAGAACUACAGGCAGACCUUCGGUAUUCAGCAGCCCCAGUCCUAUGUUUACACCAGCGCGUCCAAAUGCUACGACGUCCCAGGAAUUGACGACCACGCUGAAUUCAAGGACACGUUGAACGCUAUGAAGGUCAUUGGUCUGUCGCAAGCCGAGCAAGACGACAUCUUCCGCAUGCUCGCUGCCAUUCUUUGGCUUGGAAACUGUACUUUCUCCGAGGACGACCAAGGAAACGCCGCGAUUGCAGACCAAUCUGUGGUUGACUUUGUCGCCUAUCUAUUGGAAGUGGACUCUGCUCAUGUCAACAAGGCUCUGACCAUCAGAGUCAUGGAGACUAGCCGCGGUGGUCGAAGAGGAUCGGUCUAUGACGUCCCCCUCAACCCGGCACAAGCGACCUCUGUCAGGGACGCCCUCGCUAAGGGUAUAUACUACAACCUGUUCGAUUGGAUCGUGCAGAGAGUCAAUCAAUCUCUAAGGGCCAAGGGCGCAAUCUCGCACUCAGUCGGUAUCCUCGAUAUCUAUGGAUUCGAGAUUUUCGAGCGAAACAGUUUUGAGCAACUCUGUAUCAACUAUGUCAACGAGAAGCUGCAGCAAAUUUUCAUUCAGCUGACUCUUAAGGCCGAGCAAGAAGAGUAUGAGCGAGAACAAAUUACGUGGACGCCCAUCAAGUACUUCGACAACAAAGUAGUGUGCGAAUUGAUCGAGGAGAAGAGACCUCCUGGUGUCUUUGCAGCUCUUAACGAUGCUUGUGCUACUGCUCACGCUGAUCCGACAGCUGCCGACGGUACCUUCGUGCAGCGUCUGAACGCUUUGUCCUCGAAUCCCAAUUUCCAGCCACGACAAGGUCAAUUCGUCAUCAAGCACUAUGCUGGUGAUGUUGCUUAUGCUGUGGAGGGAAUGACAGACAAGAACAAGGAUCAGCUGUUAAAGGACAUUCUCAAUCUCUGUGGCCAGAGUUCGAACAACUUUGUACAUACACUUUUCCCUAACCAAGUUGACCAAGACAACAAGCGCAGACCACCAACCGCUGGUGACAGAAUCAAGGCCUCUGCGAACGAUCUGGUAUCGACUUUGAUGAAGGCAUCGCCCUCAUACAUCCGUACGAUCAAGCCAAACGAGAACAAGUCACCCACCGAGUACAAUACUGGAAACGUCAUGCAUCAAAUCAAGUAUCUGGGUCUUCAGGAGAACGUCCGUAUUCGACGCGCUGGUUUCGCAUACAGACAAACAUUUGACAAGUUUGUGGAACGCUUCUAUCUUCUCUCACCAAAGACGAGUUAUGCUGGAGAUUACACCUGGACUGGCGACGCCAAAUCGGGCGUCAAGCAGAUUCUCAAAGACAGCAGUAUCCCCGUUGAGGAAUACCAGAUGGGUGUCACAAAGGCUUUCAUCAAGACCCCGGAGACCUUGUUCGCGUUGGAGACUAUGCGUGACAGGUAUUGGCACAAUAUGGCCAUUAGAAUCCAACGAGCUUGGCGCAACUACCUUCGAUACAGAAUUGAGUGCGCGACACGUAUCCAGAGGUUCUGGAGACGCAAGACUGGUGGUAUGGAGUUUAUCCAGCUGCGUGACCAGGGCCACCAGGUACUGGGAGGCCGCAAGGAACGCAGACGUUACUCUCUUAUCGGUUACAGAAGAUUCAUGGGAGACUAUCUCGGCAUUGGAAACGAUGGUGGGUCUGGAGAGAUGAUCAGAAAGUCGAUCAAUCUGCCCAGCUCUGAUCAAGUGCUGUUCUCUUGUCGUUGCGAGCUGCUCGUUUCUAAGCUCGGUCGCUCGAGCAAGCCAGAACCCCGGUUCCUAAUCUUGACCAACAAAAAUGUCUAUCUCGUCAAGCAGGCUAUCCUCAACAAGCAGCUACAGAUCAUGGCCGAGCGUACAAUUGCCAUUGGUGCGAUCAAGUUUGUCAGCGCGUCUACUCUCAAGGAUGAUUGGUUCUCGAUUGGUGCCGGUUCUCCUCAGGAGCCCGACCCGUUGGUGAACUGCAUCUUCAAGACCGAGUUCUUCACAAUGUUAAAGCAAGUAUCGCGUGGUACCGUUGAUGUCCGCAUCGCUGAGACAAUAAGCUACAACAAGAAGCCUGGUAAACUUGCGACCGUCAAAGUUGUCAAAGAUCAGACUGUGGCUCGCGAUGAUCUGUACAAGAGUGGUACUGUCCAUGUCGGGCCGGGUGAGCCACCCAACUCGGUGUCUAAGCCAACGCCAAAGGCCAAAUCAAUCCCCGGUAAACCUAUCACCAGUGGUAAACUCCUCAGACCUGGAGGUCCUGGCGGCCAGCCGUCAAAACUUGCUGCACGUCCAGCACCUCAAUCUCGACCUGCCGCUAUGCAGCAGAAACCAGUCCCUGCACCUGUCGCCGCACUAAACGGUACUGGUCAUGCGCGUACGGCUUCGGCAGGUACAGCCCGAGCUCCUCCGCCGCCGCCGCCGCCACCACCUGCAGCUGCCACGCCGAAAGAACCACAAUUCAAGGCUAUGUACGACUUCGCUGGACAGACUGCUGGCGAGCUAAGCCUCACCAAGGGUGAGGUCAUUCUAGUGACUCAAAAGGAAAACAAUGGUAUGUUACUGGAACCGAAUCAAGGAGUAGCCGCUAAUGAACAUUUAGGAUGGUGGCUUGCAAAACGAAUGGACGAGUCGGCAUCAGGAUGGGCGCCAUCGGCGUAUCUGGAAGAAGUGAUAGCCAAACCCGCACCUCCGCCCCCACCACCAGUGCAGGCACGCUCAAUGCCUCCCGCGCCGCCCAAGGCCAAUGGCGCACCCGCAGGCAAGAAGAUGGCACCUCCCCCACCAGCGAAGCGGCCCGCAGGUCGUAAACCGGCACCCUCUGCCCCGGGUGGUGGCGGCAGUGGUACAGACAGUGGCACCUCGACUCCGCCGACCGGCGGGUUGGCUGGCGGAUUGGCAGAAGCGCUCAGAGCACGGUCUAAAGCAAUGAGACAAAAUGACGAGGAGGACUGGUAA